This is a messenger RNA of Panicum virgatum (switchgrass), 1068 nucleotides long. RefSeq names its product BTB/POZ and MATH domain-containing protein 1-like. The transcript has a single exon. NCBI's taxonomy places the organism in Eukaryota, Viridiplantae, Streptophyta, Magnoliopsida, Poales, Poaceae. Bases 1 to 1068 code for a protein of 355 amino acids. Gene Ontology annotation, molecular function: protein binding. Gene Ontology annotation, biological process: protein ubiquitination. The record is from RefSeq and is a predicted model, not a curated record.
AUGCCGACGUUGGAUUUCUCCACGGCCAACGUCGCCGGGGGCGCGACCAGGUGCAAGCUCCAGAUCCAUCACUACUGGGAGGAAGACAAGAUAAACCCCAAUGGCCAGUCGUUGGAGACCCCCUCUUUCAACGCUGGGGAUUGCUAUUGGUGCAUCUACUGCGACCCCGAACCCGAUUGCAUCAUCUCUACCCCGACUACCGGCAUGUCAAUCUCCGUUGCUCUCGACGGCAGAGUCGCCAGGCCUAUCAAAGCACGCUUUGUCUUCAGUUUGCUUGAUCGGAACGGGGAACCAGUGCCAGGUCACACCGUAUGCACAAACGUAAGGAAGUACUCUCGAGCUGGAUCCGGGUAUGGCAGCGAUGUUUUCAUCCGGAAGGAGUCUUUGGAGGAGAUGGCGUCAGAGUAUCUCGUGGACGCUGACUGCUUCACUAUCCGGUGCGACGUCUCCGUGUACAGGCCAUCGCCGCUGUCCAACAUGCAGAAGCAUCUCUUGGACACCGACGCCGAUGUCAUGUUCCAAGUUGCCGGUGAGAAAUUCAGCGCUCACAGGUGUGUUCUUAGGGCAAGAUCGCCGGUCUUUAAGGCAGAACUCUCAAGAGCUUCAACAUCAGGAUCUUCUUGCAUAUGGAUCGAUGAUAUGCUACCUCAGGUGUUCAAGAGCUUGCUACAUUUUAUAUACACAGAUUCGCUACCAGAGGUGACUGGAGUAGAAGGCUCUAUGAUGGCUGAGCAUUUGCUGGCAGCGGCGGAUAGGUUCGGCAUGCAGGGGCUCAAGCUGAUCUGUGAGGAGAGACUAAUAAGGGAACUAAACGAGAAUACUGCUGCAAAAAUACUCAAGCUGGCGGUACAGCACAACUCCAGCUUUCUUAGGGAGGCUUGCUUUGUGUUCCUUUCAGAUCCUCCUGUACUGGAAGCUGCCAUGGCAAUGAACGAUGGACUACUGGAGCAGGUGGCUAAAAUUUGUCCAGCGCUUUUGAAGAAGAUGUGGGCUUAUGAGGAUGACCCUAUGCAAGACGAGUUGGAUAUGUGCCUGACUGUCUGUGAUGAAUUUCUUGCAGUGAUCUAA